Messenger RNA from Diaporthe batatas, 429 nucleotides. RefSeq lists its product as uncharacterized. The transcript has 2 exons. NCBI's taxonomy places the organism in Eukaryota, Fungi, Ascomycota, Sordariomycetes, Diaporthales, Diaporthaceae. The coding region runs from base 1 to 429 and encodes 142 amino acids. The record is from RefSeq and is a predicted model, not a curated record.
AUGCAAGCACGACAGCAAGGCAUGGACGUGGGGGGCUGUCUGUUGUGUCUUUCUUGUGGUGGUUCUCUGUCUUGUUCCCCCUGCUAUAUCUGCCAAUGGCGCCAACCCCUACUCCCGGUACCAUUGGUCCUCUGGAGCAAAUUGCGUCGACGGAUGCUACCCCGUCUUGCCCGUAAUGGCAGCGGCAGCGGCAUGUGCUACGGAGCCUCGUCGGUAAUGAGAGAGGCGGGCUGGGCUGGCUGGGCGGGCAGCUGGCGGGCAGGGACAUGGAAUGAAGGGGACGGGCGCACAGAUCAGAUCGCCGCCCGUCGAGAUUGCUCACUGCCGUUUGAUUGCCACGGAUCCCUGCCCGCCAGCGCCCCCCCAUCCCCCGUCAUGUCGUCACUACACCGGCGGGCGAGCAUGGUGGGCCGAACUGGCUCCGCCUGA